AUGACGUUGCGAUUAUGCAUUUCAUUGAGUUUAUUGUUCGCAGUUGUAUCAGGUAGUAACUCUACUGCUUUUGUUUGUGGUAUUCCUCCAAACGAGUACUAUUCGAGUACACGUGAGUCUCCGAUGAUCUUACAAUUAAUAUUAUCCUUGAAGCAUGCCUCCAGCCUCGCAUCCGAAUUGGGGUAUGUCCUCAGGACACAAUCAAGAUAGCCGAUUGUAAUGGAAAUAGGGUUUUCUGUAGUGGCUUUAACGCCAAUAGAGUCCAGAUUCCUGGGAUCUGCUAUAACGGGGCUUGUUGCGCCAAUCAGAACUCCCAAUCUUGCAUCAAUAACCAGGGGAUGACUACUCCUUUAAUUUGUUCUUCCAAUUGCCCUCAAUUGGCCCCUUGUGAUCGAGUAUCUGGGUAUUGUUGUAUGCACAGAUCAAGGAUUAAUGGGAUGUGUCCGGACGACUCAAUCAAUGCUGGUUUGUGCACUUAUCCCAACUCGGUUUGUUAUGUAAAUGGAGCUCAAGGAAGAUGUUCAGCAAAUUAUGUUUGUUGUGUCCAAGCCCAACAACAACAAUGCCCGUCAGGAUCUCGGCCAUCAGGGAUCCAGUGUCAAUUCAAUCAGCAAUCUUGUAAUGCCAAUGGCCUCAGGGGAAUAUGCCAAUCAGGGCAAUGUUGUGUCUUCAGUCAGGAUCCUCAACAAUGUUCUGGUGGGGGUACUGUAGUCGGAAAUGGUUACUGUAAUGGAGACAAUUCUUGUCGGCAGUAUUCCCCGCAGGCGUAUUGUGAUUUAUCAAUUGGGAGAUGUUGUGUUUUCACAAAUCAGCAAUGCCAGAACGGAGAAAUUGCACAGGGAAGUUGUAGUAUGUCAGGGAAUAUAUGUCAGACAAAUGGAGGCCAGGGAACUUGUAGAAAUGGGAUCUGUUGUGUCUAUAGAUGUGCAACCAGCCAGUCUACAUUCAACGGCCAAUUAUGUUCUACCCAAAGUCAAUGCAGGGUCAAUUCUUUUACUGAUAUUGCUGUCUGUGAGAACGGUCAUUGUUGUAUUGGCCAAGGGAAUCAGCCCAACCAAUGUCCUUAUGGGACUUCUAUUAAUUAUAAUCUAAGAUGUUCUACUGAUAAUGAUUGUGUCUACAACAAUCGGAAUGGGAGAUGCGUUAAUAAUUACUGUUGUGUAAGCCAAGGAUCCAAUGGAGAAGACGUCUGCAGAGGAUAUGGAAUGGCUUAUACUGGAUUCAAUUGUGUUGGGAAUACUCAGAUCUGUGCAAGUCAAACGCAAACAACAGCAAUCUGCCGGGAUGGAUACUGCUGUUCACAAGGAGGAGGGACCAAUCCGGGAACGGGGCUUGGUAAGUUGUCUCUUCCCAUUAUUAACAAUCUUUAGGGAUUUGUUAUAAUGGAGAACAGUCAUCCAAAUUAUGCAGAUAUAGAAAUGAUUGUGGGAAUGGCCAGUUAUGUGUAAACGGAGUUUGUUGUCGUCAUACGGGGAAUGAAUGGAAAUGUAAGCACUACUGACUACUUAAUGCUUACUUUACAUAAAUUUAUAAGUAAUCUCUUUACAGUUGCUUGUGGUGGUAUCACCGCUGUUGCCAGCUGUACUCAGCAAGGUAGUUGUGCCAGCCAGAUGUCCUGCACAUCUUCCAAUUACUGCUGCGAAUGUCCUUAUGGCCAAUCUAGUGGAUCUUGCAAGCAUGGCUGUCCCAUCGGGUACUCCUGUGCCCAGAAUGGAUACUGCUGUCCGUCUUGUCAGAAUGGCCGAGAGCCCGUUGGAUCUUGUUUCGAAGGACGGUGUGGCGCCCAGUACAGAUGUCGUCCGGGUAACAUCUGUUGUCCAUCCUGA
Molecule: messenger RNA, 1826 nt
Organism: Bursaphelenchus xylophilus (pine wood nematode)
Lineage: Eukaryota; Metazoa; Nematoda; Chromadorea; Rhabditida; Aphelenchoididae
Source: the annotation of a GenBank genome assembly